AAAUACUCUACAGGAGAACCCAGCUGCUGUUGUUGCCCCUCGCUCCUCCUACCAAACAGUUUGGGAAAUGUUUGCUGGACAGUCUGAACUGGAGAGGGAUUCUUUUCUGCAAGAUGUUUUCCCAGGUGGUUUCCUCUGGGGCACAUCCACAGGUGCCUUUAACAUUGAAGGAGCUUGGGCAGAGGAUGGGAAAGGGGAGAGCAUCUGGGAUCAGUUUGGGCAUGCAGGCCAUGCACACCUGAACCAAACAGCAGACGUGGCAUGUGACAGCUACUACAAGACCAGCUAUGACAUUUUCCUGCUCAGGGGUCUUCACCCCCAGCUGUACAAGUUGUCUGUGUCCUGGCCUAGGAUUUUCCCUACUGGCACCAAUGAGACCAUCAACUCCAAAGGUGUUGAUUAUUACAACCAGUUAAUUGACCAGUUGUUGGACUCUCACAUCGAGCCCAUGGUGACUCUGUUCCACUGGGAUCUCCCCCAGGCUCUGCAGGCCCUUGGGGGCUGGCAGAAUGACAGUGUCAUAGAUGCUUUUGUGAGCUAUGCAGACUUCUGCUUUUCCACUUUUGGAGAUCGAGUCAAGCUCUGGAUCACAUUCCAUGAGCCCUGGGUUAUCAGCUACGCUGGCUACGGCACCGGGGAGCAUCCCCCAGGAAUCGCUGACCCAGGAGUGGCAUCUUACAAGGUGGCUCACACAAUUCUCAAGGCUCAUGCCAAGGUCUGGCACCUGUACAAUGACAAAUACCGCUCUCAGCAGCUGGGAAAGGUGGGGCUGGUGCUGAACUCGGACUGGGCUGAGCCCAAGACUCCAGCCAGCUCUGAGGACGUGAGGGCAUCUGAGAGGUACCUGCAGUUCAUGCUGGGCUGGUUCGCCCACCCCAUAUUUGUCAAUGGCGAUUACCCAGAGAUCCUGAAGGCUCAGAUCCAGGCAGUGAACCAGCACUGCUCUACAACAGUGGCACAGCUGCCUGUGUUUACAGAGGAGGAGAAGUCCUGGGUGAAAGGGACUGCAGAUUUUUUUGGCCUUUCCCACUACACUUCCCGCCUGGUCAGUGCUGGGGCUAACGAGACCUGCGCUCCAGGAUACGAGAGCAUUGGGAACUUCUCCUUGCACGUGGAUCCUUCCUGGCCACAGGCUGCCUCUUCCUGGAUCCAUGUGGUCCCUUGGGGGUUGAGAAGGCUGCUGAAGUUUGUAUCCCAGGAAUACACAGGGACAAAGAUCCCAAUAUACAUAGCAGGGAACGGUGUGCCCACGGGAGACACGGGGGAUCUCAUUAAUGACACCCUGAGAGUGGAUUAUUUCCGACGGUACAUCAACGAGGCCCUAAAAGCGGUGAAACACGACGCCGUCGAUGUUCGGUCGUACGUUGCUCGGUCCCUGGUUGAUGGCUUUGAAGGCCCACUGGGGUACAGCUUGAAGUUUGGGCUGCAUCAUGUGGACUUUGAAGACAGCAACAGAGCAAGGACUCCCAAGGCAUCUGCUUAUUUUUAUUCCAGUGUUAUUGAAAAGAAUGGUUUUCCAUCCGAAGCCUUGGGCAGAUCUUCUGCACCGCUGGUGUUUGACCGACCCGCACCAUCAAAGUUGCCAAAUUUACCAGCAUCAGAAGUUCCCUCCAAGGCAAAGGUUGUCUGGGAGAAGUUUUCAUCUCAGACUGCCUUUGAAAGAGACAUGUACUUUCAUGGGACAUUCCCAGAGGGCUUUACCUGGGGUGUGUCUUCUUCUGCCUACCAGAUCGAGGGAGGCUGGGAUGCUGAUGGCAAGGGGCCCAGCAUUUGGGAUACCUUCACCCAUGUCCCAGGGAAUGUAAAGAAUAAUGACACUGGAGAUAUUGCUUGUGAUAGCUACCACAAGGUGGAGGAAGAUAUUUACCUGCUGAGAGCCUUGGGGGUAAAGAACUAUCGUUUCUCCCUGUCCUGGCCUCGAAUUUUCCCCACUGGAAGGAACAACUCAAUCAACAACCAUGGAGUUGACUACUAUAACCGUCUCAUUGACGGGCUGGUCGCAAACAACAUCACUCCAGUUGUCACUCUCUACCACUGGGACCUGCCCCAAGCCCUCCAGGACAUCGGUGGCUGGGAAAACGAUGCCCUGAUUGACCUGUUUGACAGCUUUGCAGAUUUCUGUUUCCAGACCUUUGGGGACAGGGUGAAAUUCUGGAUCACGUUCAACGAGCCCUACAUCAUUGCCUGGCUGGGCUAUGGCCAGGGGAUGUUCCCUCCCAAUGUCCAAGACCCUGGCAGUGCUCCCUACAGGGUUGCCCACAUCCUGCUGAAGGCCCACGCCAGGGUCUACCACACCUACGACGACAAGUACAGGGCCAGCCAGGGAGGGGUCAUCGCCCUGUGCCCCUACAUCCACUGGGCCGAGCCCAAGUCCCCCAGUGACCCCCGGGACGUGGAGGCCGCAGACAGGUACCUGCAGUUCAUGGUGGGCUGGUUUGCACACCCCGUUUUCAAAAACGGGGACUACCCCGAGGCGAUGAAGUGGAAGGUUGGGAACAGGAGUGAGCUCCAGGGGCUGCCCUCAUCCCGCCUGCCGGCAUUCACGGCGGAGGAGCGCGAGUACAUCCGGGGCACGGCGGACGUGUUCUGCUUCAACACCUACACCUCCAAAAUCAUCACCCACUCCACAACCCGCCUGAAACCCCCCUCCUAUGAGUAUGACCAGGAAGUUUCAAUCAGCACUGACAGCUCCUGGCCUUACUCAGGUCUCGAAGGCCAUCGGCCCGUGGCCUGGGGGCUCAGAAGGCUCCUGAACUGGAUCAAAGAGGAGUAUGGAAAUCCCCCCAUAUACGUCAUUGAGAACGGGGUGGCAGUAAACACCGCAUUGGAUGUGGAUGACAAUGCCAGGAUAUUUUACUACAAAACAUACAUUGAUGAAGCUUUAAAAGCUUCCAGGUUAGAUGGUGUUAAUCUGAAGGGAUACAACGCUUGGUCUCUCAUGGAUAACUUUGAGUGGACGGAUGGUUAUGAGCCAAGGUUUGGAUUGCUCCAGGUUGAUUUCAACAACCCCAACAGGCCCAGGACCCCAAAACGCUCGGCUGUGUACUACGCUGAAAUCAUCCGCAAUAAUGGGAUCCCACUGCCCAAAGAGGACGAGUUUUUGUAUGGAGAGUUCCCAAAGAACUUCUCGUGGAGUGUAGCAACUGCAGCAUACCAGAUUGAGGGAGGAUGGAGAGCAGAUGGGAAAGGACUGAGCAUUUGGGACAAGUAUGCUCACACUCCCCUGAGAAUCAGCAACGAUGACACCGGAGAUGUAGCUUGUGACAGCUACCACAAGAUUGAGGAGGAUGUGGAAAUGCUGAAAAGCCUCAAGGUGUCUCACUAUCGGUUUUCCAUCUCCUGGCCCCGUGUUCUCCCAGAUGGCACCACCAGGUACAUCAAUGAAAUGGGACUGAACUACUACGAAAGGCUCAUCGAUGCUCUGCUGGCAGCCAACAUUAAGCCUCAGGUAACUCUGUAUCACUGGGACCUCCCACAGGCCCUGCAGGACGUCGGUGGGUGGGAGAAUGAUACAAUAAUUCAGAGGUUUAAGGAAUAUGCUGAGCUCCUUUUCCAGAGACUGGGAGAUAAAGUGAAAUUUUGGAUAACCCUCAAUGAACCCUACAACACUGCAUAUCUUGGCCAUGGUGUUGGCACAGCUGCUCCAGGAAUCUCCACCCGGCCGGGCCGAGCUCCCUACGUGGUGGGACACAACUUGAUAAAGGCCCACGCCGAGGUCUGGCACCUCUACAACGAGACCUACAGGGCCAGACAGGGAGGGUUGAUCUCCAUCACCAUCAGCUCUGACUGGGCAGAGCCACGGAACCCACACAAGCAGGAGGACAUCGAAGCCUCCAGACGGUUCAUGCAGUUUCUCCUAGGUUGGUUUGCCCAUCCCAUUUUCAAGAACGGUGAUUACAAUGAGGUGAUGAAGAGAAGGAUUCGGGAGCGCAGCCUGGCCCAGGGCCUGAGCCAGUCCCGACUUCCAGAAUUCACUGAAAGUGAAAAGCAAAGAAUUAAAGGCACGUACGACUACUUUGGUCUAAACCAUUACACCACAGUUUUAACAUACAACCUAAACUUUCCCGGGGCUGUUCAGUCAUAUGACUCUGACAGGGGUGUGGCCACGGUGAGCGACCGCAGCUGGCUGGGCUCUGGCUCUACCUGGCUGAAGGUGACACCCUUUGGAUUCCGGAAGAUCCUGAGGUGGAUCAAGGAGGAGUACAACAACCCCCCCGUUUAUGUGACUGAGAAUGGGAUCUCGGAGAGGGGGGCCUUUGUGUUCAAUGACACUCAGAGGAUGCAUUACUACCGGAGCUACAUCAACGAGGCACUGAAAGCCGUGGUGCACGAUGGUGUCGACCUACAGGGUUACACCGCGUGGACCCUGAUGGACAACUUCGAGUGGGCCGUGGGCUUUGAUGAAAGACCCAGCAACGGGCCCACAUCCCUGUCUGGAACCGGAGCCAGAAGUGACACCAACAGACCCCACUCCAGGAGCAGCUGCCACCGUGAGCUUUUUGGGAUUGGAUUUGACGUCCCAGAGUGCGGAAAUCGCCCUGUAUGUGCUUUUUGCUCUUUCGGGAGUUGGAGCCUUGGCCUUGGCUCUUUUUGGAUACAAAUAUGGAAAAUUAGUCAAAAGAUCCCGAAAACAAUCACACAUGGAACUGAAAAGUAAAAUGUAAUAUUUCCACUUGCUCAAAUGGUUGUUGGGUUUGGUUUUUCUUUAAAAAAAGUUUCUACCACCAGGAGAAGAAACUUGGUGCUCGUACUGCUGCAGCUUUGUGUCUUGCCUCAGAGAUGGCUCCCCAGCAUUGUGGUGUUUGCUUUUCCCAGCUUUAAAAUGAAGAGGAAAAUUAUUUUUCUAUGUUAACUGUCUUUUUUCUCCAUGGGCAUCGUUGCUUUGAUUUUUUGAGGACCAAAGUCAAAGUGCUUGUUCCUACCUGUAUAUGAGGUUUCUGAGUUUCAGCAGGAACCUGUUUGUGUUUCAGCAUCUUCAGUGGAUCUGAGGGGAGCCCCUCAAAGCUCUACUGCUUCUUAGUGGUUUUAGGACAAGUUAGUGCCUAUACUGGUGAAAACUGGUCUAGAAUGUACUGUUCUAGUGCAGCUACUGCACAGAUUGGGUUUUUACCCCCCUUUACGUCAUGUACAGCAAGGUCAUUUAAACUGGAUCAAAAUGUUUCUCUGCUGUGUUUUGAGUUUCCUUGCUUCCCUGUGCCACAAGAACUUCCGAGGAACUUCACGAGACAGUGAUGUUUUUCUGGAAAAUAGUUUAUUGAGUGCUUAGGGAAUUAAAAACUACAAGGUUUUGCUUGCAGUUGCAGAAGCAAGAAAAAAAGUUAAACAUAAAUUAGUUACCUGAUUUGCUACUUAUAGUGCUUCUGAAACCCUCAUUUUAAUCAGUCAUUGUCUACCAUGACCUUUAUAUUAAUAUAUCUGGCCCUUAGAUUCAUGUAGCAGAAUAUUUAUAGAUUAAAAAGUGCCUUUCUAUGGCAGAGGGUAAUAAUUAUGAAAGCUGAUGGAGGUUUUCAGUCUUUUUACUUUUUUUGCUUCUAGGUCUCACCUAUACUCACUUGAUUUUUCUGACAUAGGUGACUCCAUUCCAUACUCCACCGCAGGAAUAAGAAUUAAGUAAUUCAGUCAGUGUAAAAUAAGCCCCACUUGUCCAGAACCUUUAGAUCAAAUAAGAGAAGAGAAGGAAAAAAAAAAA
Molecule: messenger RNA, 5689 nt
Organism: Neopelma chrysocephalum (saffron-crested tyrant-manakin)
Lineage: Eukaryota; Metazoa; Chordata; Aves; Passeriformes; Pipridae
Gene: LCT
Product: lactase
Exons: 13
Coding region: 68-4657 (1529 amino acids)
Biological process (GO): carbohydrate metabolic process
Molecular function (GO): hydrolase activity, hydrolyzing O-glycosyl compounds
Source: RefSeq, a predicted model, not a curated record